This is a messenger RNA of Lymnaea stagnalis (great pond snail), 612 nucleotides long. NCBI's taxonomy places the organism in Eukaryota, Metazoa, Mollusca, Gastropoda, Lymnaeidae. The record is from the annotation of a GenBank genome assembly.
AAAUCUAACUUCACACAUCCCGGAUUCGGAAAAUAUAACGUCGCAUCUCCCGGAAUCGGACAAUCCGGAUUCACGUCUUCCAGAAUCUGACAUUUCAAGUAGGCACCACGUUCCGGACAACCCAGACAUGGGGAUCUUAAAUUUUCACAGCAUGGACUUAGCAGAGUGGCCGGAGUCAGAGGAGAGCCAAUCUGUCAGAGCUGUGGCUCGAUGUGGCACGGAUGAUCCAUGCAACGCCGUGGUGGAGGCGAUCAAGCAGGUCUGCUGGUCAGCGUGUGGCCAAGACACCGACUCUGAGAGAAAGAGCAGCAGGAACUUGGCGUCUCCCGGUGACGUGGACUUCGCUGCUGUGUCAGACUCCUCAAAAUGCAACGAUCUGUCAAAUGAUGCCGAUUUCUCCAACGAGGUCGAGUCGUCACCCAAGGUCGUCGAACGGAAAAUCAUCGAGAUUCAACGUGUAGACGCCGAGACCAACAUCAACUUCAAGCCGGAGGUCGUGGAAGUCGCUCUCCAAACCACCGACGCGGUCGUGGAAAAUGGCGACGGCGUCAAAAAAGCCAUCUGGUGGGACAAGGUACAGCGGCUGAAGGACAGCUGUGCGUCUGUGCAGCC